GCGCCGUACAGUGUAUUUGUAGUAAGCCCUCUGUAGAAGCAAAGCGCCGAGCAUCCUUAAGACUCCUCCUUCUCGAAGAAACUUUUUUUGAUUUUCGAAGACCUCAAACAAAAUGAAGCGUUAUUGUGCGGUUUUACUUGUUUUGAUUGCAGCUGGCUUGGCGGCAGCACGCCCUGAACCACCACGUGACAGUUAUAGCGCGCCACCACCUAGCAGCUAUCAGCCAUCGGGGCCCAGCGGCAAUUAUGGACCACCGCCGGUGUAUGGCCCACCACAGCAGCCGCCUGUGGUGCAUAAGCAUGUCUAUGUGCAUGUGCCACCACCAGAGCGUGAGUAUCAGGCACCAAGAAAACCCAUUGUCUUCCCACCACCACAGAAGCACUACAAAAUCGUCUUCAUUAAGGCGCCAUCACCACCAGCCCCAACAGCGCCAGUGAUUCCAGUCUUCCCACAAAACGAAGAGAAGACACUGGUUUACGUGUUGGUGAAGAAACCGGAAGAGCAGCCCGAGAUUGUCAUACCCACACCAGCGCCCACGCAGCCCAGCAAACCAGAAGUUUACUUUAUUCGCUACAAGACACAAAAGGAAGAGACCGGUCCAUAUCCGAACAGCAUUUCGCCACCACCAUCGGGCGAUUAUGGGGCACCAGCAGCGCCAUUCGCCUCCUCAGCGCCUAGCUCAUCGUAUGGUGCACCAUCGCACUAAGCGUGAGGCGGCAAAGCGUGAAGAAGCAAAUCAAUAGAGCAAGUGUGCGAAACUAAGCAAACGGAUCCAAAGCAUUUUUUGUUUAUACUAGAAGAAGUGAAGGUGAAGGUGAAGCCCAAAUGCCGAUGUGAAAAGAAGUGAAUGAUAAAAGUGGAGAAAUUAAUUGGAGUUUAGGGGUAUAAGAAUGAGAUUGAGAAUUAUCCAUUGAGUAGCGUGUAGCAGUGUUGUAAGUUUAGCAAAUAUUUACGAAAUUUUGCAGAAGUUGUUUAUGCACUUUGGACUAACUAGUAAAGUCGGUGACUUUUUGUUUGCAAAUUUUCUUCGUUGUUGUUACUCGUACUAUUACUAACAUACGCUACGAUUUUUUACUAUGUAUAUCCUUAUGAAAAAGCUACUUUUUUAUUAUUAAUUAACUAAUUGAUUACUGUUUAUUAAGCAACGUGAAAAGCGAAAAAAAAUUUAACGUGUGACAACCAGAUAAGCCUCGAAAUGCCUGCUCAUGCUGGCUCAUGUUUUUGUUUUAAAGAAUUUUUUUAUAACGAUUUUGAAGUUCAUUCAUGAAUUCACCGAAAGCUCAUCGAAAGCUCAUCAAAAAGCUACUCGAAAGAUCUACGAAAACUUUAUUGCCGUUUUUAUUUUUUAGUUCUUUGAUAUAUGUAGUUAUUUUUGUUGUUUCUAAUAACCGCAGCAUUGGCGAUUUGUGCAGCGAGCGCUCUUUAAAAGCCGCCUCUCCCUCUCUCUCUUCUUCUUUCGUCUGUAUCGGCUCCUUGUUCGCGCGCACUUUUUAGCCUUCGCAAUGCGGCUGUUUGUUUCAUAUUUAAUUAUGUUUUUUUAAAUGUAUGUUAAAUGAUGUUUUUAAUUUUAAAUGUGUGCGUUAUACAUAAAAAAAAAAUAAAUAAAGAAAUGUUUAAAUGUUAAUAAUAUCGCUCUCUUAGUUUUAAUUCACUUACACUUACAUUUAAUUGUUAAUUUUAAUUUGCUCACGAAUUGUCAAUUUUUUUUUAUUACAUUUCUAUCAAACUCUCUCCGAUUUUGUUCUUGUUUAUGUUGUACUCUUACGAAACCACAUACAUACAUACAUACACGCAUACUUAUAAAUUUGCAUCUCUACAUUUGUUAGUAUGUAAGUCGAUAAUUAACAUUGUACGAAAAUGUAAAGGAAAUGUGUAAAGUUGAUGAUGAAUUUAAUACAGAUCUUUUUUAUACAUAAC
Molecule: messenger RNA, 1917 nt
Organism: Rhagoletis pomonella (apple maggot)
Lineage: Eukaryota; Metazoa; Arthropoda; Insecta; Diptera; Tephritidae
Product: pollen-specific leucine-rich repeat extensin-like protein 4
Exons: 3
Coding region: 113-706 (197 amino acids)
Source: RefSeq, a predicted model, not a curated record